AUGCUCGUGGUUGACCUUCGUGGUCUUUCCUCUUCCAAGGCAGAGCAGCAUCGCCAUGAUGCGCAGGCCGUGGAUCCUCCUCUGUCUCAUGCUCCUGCAUAUCGCACAGGCACGCCAAUUGUUUCAAGCUCAGAGGUUGUUGGGCUAGGAAGCGAUGUCAAUGUGUCAUCUUCUGGCACAGCAAGAUCCCGUCUGGGAAUGCAGGUUCAAGAUGUCCAGCCUGUGGUAGUAUCAGGGAAGGACACAUCGCUUUCCACUGUUUCCAAUGACCCACAAGCAUCCCAGUCGCUUAAACGCCGCGCUACUGCCCUAUCAAACCCUUCUAUGGCAUCUGCGAGCCCAAAUGAACCUCCCAAAAAGCUGCAGAAAACGGGGAGGGUGGAAUCUGCUGGUACAUUCGCAUGCCUUCAGUCUCCACCAAAUGCAGAUUCGUCGAUUGUGGGGGAUGUCGCCACCAAUGGACAUGCUGCCCCGGCAACAAAAGCACUGCCCAAUAUUCAUGUCAACGGCGAGACUGUUAGAAAGAACUCGAGCCAACAUGAGUUGUCUCAUGCCAGUCAUGAUGGGCAGCAGAUAGCGAGGCUUGAGAAUGCACUCGAACAGACGCAAGAACGGCUGGCUAGUAUCUUGUAUGAGCAAAGCAAGAAAUACCAAGCUGAUAUGGAGCGAUUUGAGAGCCGCCUAUCAAGAUCAUAUCAACUACAGCUGGAAGAGAAGGAAGCUAGAUUGGAAGCACGAUAUCAUGCAUUUCAAACACGGGCACUUCGAGAGUUUGAGGCUAAGCUGCUUGCUACCACUGAAGAUUCUAUCGUUUGUGCGUCCAAGUCGACGUGCAGUGAAACAAGCAAGGGUAUUCAAGAGUCGGCACUCAAGCGACUGACGGCGACAACGGAAGGCCUUGUCCAAGAGCUCGCAACAUACAAGGAGCAUGUUUCAAACCACAGCGAACUAGGAAGGAAGCUUGAUCGAAAGCUUCAGGCAGUCACGACAAGAACUUCAGAUGCCUCUUUGCAGCGCUUCUUCUCAGACUGUGCGGUAGACUCAUUGACGUUGCUAAAAGAAUCACAAACAGAAGAGCUCGAACAACGACUGAAGCGCAUUCAACAGGAGCUCGCUCGACGCAUUGACCAGACAGAGAUCAGUCUGCGUGACUUUUGCAAAGGCCUGUCACACGAGCUGCAAGAGCAGCCAAAUGUGAAUUUUAACACGGAUGGUGGUACACUGGAUGUGAACGCUACUUCGGCAGUGAACCAGAUCAUUCCGGCGGAACUAGCCAAACUGAUUCUCCGCGUCGAGUCGGUUGCCACUGAGGCACAAGCGUCACUGGAUGCUACGAGCAAGCACGACAAUUGGGAAAAGAAUAUGUCAAAAAGUAUCGCCUCACACCAACAGACACUCCAUGCAUUGAAGAGGCACACGAAGAACCAUCACAGUCUCUUGGCUGAGCUGUCGAGGAAGAACAAGACCGCUAAGAACUCUACGUGUCAAUCGCUAGCAACACCGAGGCCAGAGACAUCAAGUCGAGAGCAACUUCAGUCGCAGUCGCAGUUGCCGGCCAGAUCGCCUCCAGUCGCGGAGGAGUUAGAAGAAUCACAAACCACAGAGGCAGGCACAGGUCUUACAACAUCUUUCUCCCUGACAACAAGUCAUGCACUCCCUGCUGCAACGCAUACCAACACGACACCAGCAUAUGCAA
Protomyces lactucae-debilis is the source of this 1696-nucleotide messenger RNA. RefSeq lists its product as uncharacterized. The transcript has a single exon. NCBI's taxonomy places the organism in Eukaryota, Fungi, Ascomycota, Taphrinomycetes, Taphrinales, Protomycetaceae. The annotation marks the transcript as partial. The record is from RefSeq and is a predicted model, not a curated record.